Molecule: messenger RNA, 729 nt
Organism: Striga asiatica
Lineage: Eukaryota; Viridiplantae; Streptophyta; Magnoliopsida; Lamiales; Orobanchaceae
Source: the annotation of a GenBank genome assembly
AUGGGGGUUAGGGUUUGGUUGAAGAAGGCCUGGGAGGGUGGGAAGGGGUCUAGGAUGAUGGAGGCGGAGUUUGGGAUUCGCGGCCACGAGGGCGGCGUGGAGGGACUCGAUGGCCGGAAUGAGCAGAGGGGCGGAGGAGGGGACGGUGGUGAGGACCUCGUCGCCGACGGCCACGGCGGUGAUGAGGGUGUUGGGGUAGUACGCCGCCACGUUGCGGCCGAUCCAGGCGGCGGCGGUGGCGUUGGAGGAGCCGAUGGCGAGGAGCUGGUUGUUGGGCACGCUGACGGUGACCCGGAUUUUGGUCCCGGCGAGGGCUUUAAGAAUCUGAGCGUCGGUAUCAGCCUGACGUGGGUUAUCUUCUGCAGCUGGAGGAAGGCGACCAAGUCCGCCGGCGAGGGUAGAUUCGACACGUCGGUGCCGAUGUUAACCCCCACAAACGGCCCAUCUUUUCCCUGCUGCGCUUCUACUUCUGCGCCACAUUAUUCGAGGUUACUACUUGCGCGGUUAACAGGCGUUAGAAUGAGUGUUACCUGUGAGAGCUGCGGCUAUGAGGAGGAGCACAGAGAAGGCAAUAGCGAACUUGUUACGAAUCUCCAUGGCAGAAAAGCUUUAUGGCGUCUUGAAUCAUCUUCUGGUUUUCGCGCAGCUAAGAUUUGCAGCGAAAUUGUGGUUUUGACGGGCAAGAUCCAGAAUGGGCCAUUGGGGAGAGGACUGAGUUGGAGAAGAUGA